AUGAAUCUGAGGCAUAUCAAAGCGAAGCAUGCCAAGAGAUCCAAUUCCUCUAGCGGUGGCUAUCGUUUGGGAUUCAACAAGUUUGUUGAUAUGAGUCCUAAGGAGUUCAAGAGAGUGUACCUUCACCAACUACCUGCGCCGACCACCACCAACCCAGCCACCACCGCCUCGAGGUCUGGCUACGUGAAACAGGACUCAUGCACACCACCUGCCUCUGUGGAUUGGAGACAGAAAGGAGCCGUGACUUCGGUUAAAGACCAGCAACGUUGUGGAAGUUGCUGGGCAUUUGGAAGCAUUAGGGCCAUUGAAUUAAUACAGGCAAUAGAGACAGGGGAACUUAUAUCCCUUUCAGAACAAGAACCUGUAGAUUGUGACUCUGUAAGCCAUGGUUGUUUAGGUGGGUCCCCUAAGAGUGCUUUUGAAUGGGUUAUCAGAAAUGGUGGCAUUAAUAAAGAAGAAGAGUACCCCUAUGUAGCUCUAGACGAUUCCUGCAAAGCCAAUACAUGUUGCUCAAGGGAUUCAAUCUAUGUGAAUCAUGCUGUUUUAAUUGUGGGAUAUGGUUCAAAAGAUGGAGAUGACUAUUGGAUUGUGAAGAACUCAUGGGGAGAAAAUUGGGGAAUAAAUGGAUACUUCCAUGUUAAGAGGAAUACAGAUUUUCCAAAUGGAGUUUGCGCCAUUAAUACCAUGGCUUGCUACCCAACCAUAUAA
Molecule: messenger RNA, 708 nt
Organism: Neltuma alba
Lineage: Eukaryota; Viridiplantae; Streptophyta; Magnoliopsida; Fabales; Fabaceae
Product: ervatamin-B-like
Exons: 3
Coding region: 1-708 (235 amino acids)
Biological process (GO): proteolysis
Molecular function (GO): cysteine-type peptidase activity
Source: RefSeq, a predicted model, not a curated record